Messenger RNA from Camellia sinensis, 737 nucleotides. RefSeq lists its product as uncharacterized. Lineage: Eukaryota; Viridiplantae; Streptophyta; Magnoliopsida; Ericales; Theaceae. The record is from RefSeq and is a predicted model, not a curated record.
AAUCCUUCCCACCAAAACCCAACUGUUUAUUCAACUUCUAACACACAUUUCAUUCAUUCUUCUUCCUUUCACAUUUACUCUCUUUUUCUCUCUCAUUGAAAAUGCAACUUUUCCAAAACAUGUUCCAUUUUGUAUACACAAAAAUAUAGAGAGAGAAGGGAGAGGGAGAGAGAGAGAGGAGAGGGAAGAGAUGGAUAGUUCUUCCAUGGGGGCUGGGUUCAUGGCAGUUUUUGCAGUCUCAGGAAGUGUGGUGAUUCUUGCCCAUCAAGUUCAUAAGCGCCUUGUCUCCGACUUCAUGAAGAAGAUUGAAUUUGAAUUGGAAGGAUCACACAAAGAUGAACCCAAGAAAAAGGUCCGGUUUGCCGACGACGUGGUAGAGCCGUCAUCUGACAAUAAAGAAUAUCGCAAAAAGCAUUUGCCAAAAACAUCAGCCAACAUCGAUGACCGAAAUUCCAUCGUAAACCAGACCGAUGAUGAGAAAUUGGUGGACACCAUGCCCCUCAAUUGGCAAGUUUUGUAUAAAGGGAAAAUACAAUGUAAAACACAUAGAAGCCACAGCAUCUCACACUGCUUAUAAUUAAUUUCAUUUUAUUUUAUUUAGGUGUGUAUACAAUUUUAAAGAAAUGUAUAUGUAGCUGUUGAAUAGUCACAACUUUUUAUCCAUGUAACAAACAUCUCUGGUUUACUUUAUAAGAAUUGAAGAGGAACUCACACAAAUUCUGAAUAAAUGUCACAAA